This is a messenger RNA of Spirometra erinaceieuropaei, 525 nucleotides long. NCBI's taxonomy places the organism in Eukaryota, Metazoa, Platyhelminthes, Cestoda, Diphyllobothriidea, Diphyllobothriidae. The record is from the annotation of a GenBank genome assembly.
AUGCACCGUCGGUCGCGGCACUGGCAGCUGUUUAAUUAUAUCCUCGGCCGGAGGUGAGACCAGCGGGAUGUGCUGGUGACAAAAGCGAUCCCGGGUGCUGACGGGCGGACUGACCAUCGUCUCGUCAUCUCCAACAUGCGGAUUUGUCCACGACCUCAGCGGAGGCCUCUAGGAAAGCGACUCCCAGGUAAGUUGAAAAUUACUUUUUUGUCUUCACUUAUUCACCAUCGCCAUUUCAGCAGCGAGCUAGCUCAACGGCUAGACAACCUUCCAGUCUCUGCCGCCGCCGUCGCUGACAAGAACGCCUCCAUGGAGAACCGAUGGUGUCAAUUAUGGGGCACAGUCCAGUCGACCGCUCUGGCCAUUCUCGGUCGCGCACACCGCCAAAACCAGGACUGGUUUGAUGAUAACGAUGCCGCCGUCAGCAACCUGCUCGCCGUGAACAAUCGCCUGCACAAAGCCUUUGUCGACCGCCCGACCGACGUCAACAGAGUUGACUUCUACCGUAAUCGCCGCCUUGCGUAA